CCGAAACCUCGUCGGCCACCCCAAAUCUUCGCCGACCGGCCACCAUUCGGUCCACUACUACCCCGUUCAAUUCGUCGUUGACCGCCGACCAAAAUCCGUUCAUCAUCCCAUCGUGAAACAACGUCUAUCGUCAUUAUUUUAGUCGCAAAGAUUCGAAAAAAUAAUCUAACCCCGUUUCUACUAUUUUCAUCGAUUCCGGUCGAUCCGGCGACCGUCUCGCCUCAUCGCCGUCACCAACGUAUUCCCCGGCCUGUUCCGCACAAAACCUGACCUAAGGUACUUCCCACCAUCGUGUUUUCUCUGGUGUUCGUUGGUAAGGGUUCUCAAGAUUCAAGCUUGAAUUACAACUACGGCAGCUCCGCGUUUCAUUAAAGCUUCCAUUUCCGGUCGGCUUUCCAAGACUGAGAGAGAUGGCAACGAUACACCGAUUUUGCUGCAACGAUCUCCUUCGUUUCACUUUCGUUAAUCUUGAACACUUAACCAACACCUUUAGUAUGUCAUUCUACUUGACGUAUUUAGCUUGUUGGCCCGAUUAUUUUCAAGUAGCUGAAGGCCUUGGCAAACUAAUAAUGUGUUACAUUUUGGGGAAAGCUGAGGGACAAGAUGAGUCUUGGCAUGACCACGUAAUGGCAGUCACCGUUGCCCCUGAAUAUUAUUGGCAGCAGCUUGCUAAGAAACUGAUGAACCUUCUUGAAGAAAUCAGUGAUAAUAUUGACAAAGCAUAUUUUGUGGAUCUUUUUGUGAGGGCUUCUAAUACACCAGCCAUAAAGAUGUAUGAAAAGCUUGGGUACGUAAUAUACAAAAGGGUGCUACACUAUUAUUCGGGUGAGGAAGUCAUAUUUUAUGUUUUCGAUGUCUUGAGUCUAAAUCUAAAGUCCCCAAUAUUGAGUGCACAUCCAUCUAUAUCAGUGCACCAGCUGCAGCCACAUGAUCAGUUUGUGAUAUUUGCAUCUGAUGGGCUCUGGGAGCACCUAAGCAAUCAAGAAGCUGUUGGGAAUUGCAAAGAGGAUGGUAAAAACUGCUCUACAAAUCCAUCUGAAACUUUCAUUUGA
Hibiscus syriacus is the source of this 1052-nucleotide messenger RNA. Its product is annotated as N-terminal acetyltransferase B complex catalytic subunit NAA20-like. Lineage: Eukaryota; Viridiplantae; Streptophyta; Magnoliopsida; Malvales; Malvaceae. Gene Ontology annotation, cellular component: NatB complex. Gene Ontology annotation, biological process: N-terminal peptidyl-methionine acetylation. Gene Ontology annotation, molecular function: protein-N-terminal amino-acid acetyltransferase activity. The record is from RefSeq and is a predicted model, not a curated record. The transcript is spliced from 5 exons. The coding region runs from base 411 to 1052 and encodes 213 amino acids.